Sclerotinia sclerotiorum 1980 UF-70 is the source of this 459-nucleotide messenger RNA. RefSeq lists its product with no specific name. NCBI's taxonomy places the organism in Eukaryota, Fungi, Ascomycota, Leotiomycetes, Helotiales, Sclerotiniaceae. The coding region runs from base 1 to 459 and encodes 152 amino acids. Gene Ontology annotation, molecular function: acyltransferase activity, transferring groups other than amino-acyl groups. The transcript has 2 exons. The record is from RefSeq and is a predicted model, not a curated record.
AUGACAGCGUUUAAACCUGAUAACGGGGUUGAUGGCAAAAUAGAGGAAAAAAGCGUUGAUAUUGAGAAAUUUGAUGGAAGUGCCACGGCUCCGAUCAAACAGAAGAUGUAUGAUGGUUGGGAAACACCUGCCGGAAUGAGUUUUGAUCUAUUCAUGCGAAAGGUGAAGGGUUCGAUUGAGUGCAAGCAACGUGAUUAUGAUGCGGAAAGAGACAUAAUGCUCGAUCUAUGUUUUGUGGAUCCAGAAUACCAGAAAUUAGGAAUAGGAAAGAUGCUGUUGCAAUGGGGAAUUGACAUAGCAGACAAACAAAGCAGUAAAAUAUGUUUGGUCAGCAUGCCGCAAGCUCGGAAGUUCUACGAAACAGGUGGAUGGGUUUUAAGGGAGAACUUAGAUAUAGAUUUGGGGGCACAUGGAGGGAGUGGAAAAUAUGGGAGGUGUUGGAUGAUCAUAGAAGUCUAA